Messenger RNA from Gadus macrocephalus (Pacific cod), 2858 nucleotides. RefSeq lists its product as uncharacterized. The record is from RefSeq and is a predicted model, not a curated record. The coding region runs from base 967 to 1797 and encodes 276 amino acids. The transcript is spliced from 6 exons. NCBI's taxonomy places the organism in Eukaryota, Metazoa, Chordata, Actinopteri, Gadiformes, Gadidae.
ACAGCGCAUUUGGGGGAUGCUCAAUGUGCGACUGGCUCGGAGUGGCUGUAACUCUGCACCACGGCUGAAUUUAGGGAACGUCUUUGAAUACUGUGUUAGUUGCCCACUAAUACCUAUAUUAAAGAAUACAUAAAAUAGCAUGUCAUGGGACCUUUAAAAAGUCUUAAAUUCGUCAAAAAUGUCAUAUGCUGGUCUUAAAUAAAUAACUCGGAGGUCCUAAAUUUGUCGGGGCAGGGCUAUUUUAUUUUUCUCGCGGGACUUUUCGGGAAGGCUACUUUCUUGCUAGCUGCAUAUAUAAACGGAUGUCUGCGCACUUGCUAGCUAGUCUGCAACAAUGGGCAAAUGCAAGUUCAACGUCAGUUGGCUGGAAGACGUCCGUUUCCGAGGUUGGCGAGCGUCCGUUGCCAACCCAGAACAGGCCAAAUGCAUUCCGUGCAAAAGUACAUUCAAGCUCGGCACCAUGGGGAUUAAGGCUGUCGUCAGCCAUAUGCAGAGCCAAAAACAUAAAACCUCUGCCAGGAGCCACACACAGACCCCAGCCAUUUCUACGUUUUGCAUCUCUGCCCCGGCGCCACCGCCGCAGACGGUCUGCGCUGCUAGCACUGACCUGAGGGUAGCAUUUGGUGCGACACCAACACUAAAAGCGGAGGUGUUGUGGAUUCUAAACACAGUGGUCAAGCACCAGUCCUACAACUCGAAUGAGGGGAUAGGAAAUCUCUUCGGUUUGAUGUUCCCUGACUCUCAAAUCGCGAGCACCUUUACUGCUGGAAAGGACAGGCGUAUAUAACUCGCUUCGGACUAGCGCCUUUCAUCUGAAACGAGCUAAUCUGCAGCGUCAACAAGGCUGAUUUUGUUUUGAUCUUUGAUGAAACGUUGAACCACGCCACUAAAAGCAAGCAACUUGACGUGCACGUCCGAUAUUGGGUCGGAGAUCAAGUGCAUUCCCGGUACUUGGGCUCGCAAUUCAUGGGACACGCAACAGCCCGAGAUUUACUGCACCACUUCAAAGAGUGUGUGGAGGAGCUGAAUCUGAGGAACAUGGUGUCUAUCUCAAUGGAUAGACCCAAUGUAAAUUGGAAAUUCUUUGAGCUUCUACAGCAAGAGCACGCUGAGCAGUAUGGUGGUGUCCAGCUGGUGAAUGUGGGUAGCUGUGGCCUCCACACCCUACAUAACGCAUUCAAAUGUGGAUUCUCUAUGUGGCAACUGGAGAAGGUGUUGAGGGGGAUGCACUACCUUUUUCAUAACACACCAGCAAGGAGGGAUGACUUCAUUGCCCUCACCAAAUCCUCAGUCUUCCCGCUACCAUUCUGUGGGCAUCGGUGGAUUGAAAACCUGCCAGUUGUGGAAAGGGCCAUAGACGUAAUAGGCCAUUUUUUGGUUCCAGCCCUGCACAUACAUGAUGAAAUAUUAAAGGUAUGGCCUUCACUGGUGACGUACGUGGAUGCAGUGCAGACAAAGAACGUUCCAAACCCUGGAACAGCCUCAUUUGACACCACAGAAGCAGCCAAGCAAGAUCCACUCAUCUUGCCUAAGCUACAAUUCUUCAUGGCCAUCUCAAGGACGUUCACUCCCUUUCUGACUAAGUAUCAGACUGACGCACCAGUCAUGCCAUUCCUUUGCAAGGACUUGGUGGAGUUGUUCCAGAGUAUGCUUAGGCGUUUUGUCAAGAGGGAGCAUCUCCAAAACAUCACUCCACUGCAGCUGGUGAGGCUGGAUGUGGCUGACCAAAAGAUCUGGGUCAACUUGAAGGAAGCUGACAUAGGCUUGGGUGCAGAGGCAGCCCUGAAGGUGAUGUGAUUAUCCAACAGUUUGGGAACUUCAUGUCUGUCGAGGCUAAAAGUGAGAAGUUUUUGUCCUUCCGGCCCAUAGAAACCAGGCUUGAUGUGUUUCUGCAUGGCUUUCUCAGCCAACCCUACCCUGGGCUUUGGGGUUUCUGUCAGAAGAUCCUACUGUUAUCCCAUGGGCAGGCAACGGUCGAGAGAGGCUUCUCGAUUAAUAAGGAGGUGGAGACUGUAAACCUUAAGGAGGACACUGUCAUUGCCCAGAGACUGGUAUGUGACUACGUUGCCGUUUGUGGGGGGGUUGCCAAUGUCCCUCUCACCAAGGAGCUGCUGACCUCGGUGGGAUCAGCAAGGUCAAAAUAUAGCGAACACCUUGACCUGGAAAAGAGGAAGAGCCAAGGCGCUGCACAAGGGCAGAAGAGGAAAGCUGCAGAAGAACACAUCGCUGAGCUUAAAAAGAAAAAGAAAACUCUCCUGGAGGUAUGUGGCUCUCUGGAGAAAGAUGCUGACCUGUUUGCCGAGCAAGCUGAGGGUAAGUCCGGCACCUUGAUGGCUCAGCUCAUUACGAAAUCAAACAUCCUCAGGAAGAGAUGCAAGGAAAAAUUAAGUGAGCUGAAAAGCAUUGAGGCAGAACUGGAGAUUAAAGCCACAGAACUGAGGCUCAUAACGUGUGUGUGUGUGCGCAGUAGGUCCAUUCGGGUUUUUUUGUUAGAGGUUUGCAGCUGCACUUGUUAUUUCGUGAACUACAGAGCACACUGCUGUUUGACUCAAUGUACUAAAUUUGUUUGUAUAUUUUGUAUUUUUGUAUAUUAUUUUGUAUACUUCUUGGUCGGAAACAUGCACUUGUUCUUAUAGUUUUUGAACCAGAGAGCACUGAGUAUCACUUUAUGUUCAAUAAACAGACAGAAAGUAAACUUGAAUGAGUCUCAUUGAGUGACACACAUGCUAUGCUUGGGUUGUAAUACAGCGGGAUCCCCCCGCCAUCGCGGGUUUAAGGUCUUAAAUUUCAUUCAAGGUGGUAUUAAAAAGGUCUUAAAAAAUCUUAAUUUUGACUUGCUGAAACCUGCAGAUACCCUG